Molecule: messenger RNA, 753 nt
Organism: Eucalyptus grandis
Lineage: Eukaryota; Viridiplantae; Streptophyta; Magnoliopsida; Myrtales; Myrtaceae
Product: heat stress transcription factor A-2-like
Exons: 4
Coding region: 1-753 (250 amino acids)
Biological process (GO): regulation of transcription by RNA polymerase II
Cellular component (GO): nucleus
Molecular function (GO): DNA-binding transcription factor activity; RNA polymerase II cis-regulatory region sequence-specific DNA binding
Source: RefSeq, a predicted model, not a curated record
AUGCAAGGGCUGGGGGAGGCAGGGCUGGCGCCCUUCCUGAGGAAGACAUACGAGAUGGUGUCGGACCCAAGCACGGACACGGUGGUGUCAGACCCACACGAGUUCUCGAAGGAGGUCCUGCCUCGAUACUUCAAGCACUGCAACGUCUCCAGCUUCAUCAGGCAGCUCAACACUUACGUGGGUACUCCUUCGAACGGGAUUGUUGUUUUUGACCUUGAAGGGAAGAAGCACUUGCCGAAGAACAUAAGGAGGAGACACAAACUCAGCGAUCAUACGAAAACAUCGAGUAGUACUGUUGCUUCUGAUUACCCGGAGGCUGGAAAGGAAGCUGAACUUGAAAUGCUCAAGAAGGACCAGGGAGUGUUGAAGGCCGAGAUCCUGAAACUAAGAGAAGAGUGGAAGCACUCGCAGCAUGAGAUCAACCAGGUCGUCGAGCGGAUUUGCUAUGCCAAGAGCAGGGUGGAGCUUGAGACCGUUCGGAUGCACAACCUCUGGCCUCCUCCAAUGGGUGGUGCGGAUUUCAGGGUUAUGCAGGGUCAGACACCCAAUCAGUUCGCCGGAGAUAGUCCGUCAGAUUUGCCUUCGGUUUUCCAUGAGAUGUCGGAGAAACUCGUCAGAGACAACAUGGUCGUGGGCAACGAUGCGAUGGAUGACCCAGGAAUCUAUCUUGAGCUGGAGGGUCUGACUGAUAAGUCGUGUGGUUGGAGUCACAGAAAGCAGCCUUUGCAUAGUCGGAGGGAGUAUCUGAAGUGA